GGGCCCGUGCGUGGUCUCGUUUUAUCCUACGUCAUUGCCGACAAGACAAUACCGUGUCGUGCUGCAGAAACUGGCAUUCUGCAACAAAAGUCCUUUAACUGAUGUAAAUGAGUUAAUUAACGGAUAUAACUUUAAAUCAAUCCCAAUUUUCUCAUUUGGAAUACAAAAUUGAGGAUGAGGAACUAAUGGAAGUCUUUCAUGGACGACAGAGGAACACAAAGUAGCUAAUACAAGGACGAACUCCUGUGCUGGAUAAAUGGAAGGACACCACUGGAUGGCAAAUCAAUGUCGACAACUGUUAUUGCGACAAAGGGGGAGAGGUGACGUGCCCACCAAAAGAUCAGAGAAUUCUGAUUUCUCCUCACAGAAAUGUAACAUGAAGAGAAGAACAAUAAUUGUUGGGCAGGGGCACGACCAGCAAGAACAGAGAGACAUUGUCAGAGGUUACAAGGGGAACAUCAUCCACACGACCAAAUACACUCUGUUGACCUUCAUCCCCAUUAAUCUGUUCCAGCAGUUUCACAGGGCAGCCAACCUCUACUUUCUUUUCUUGAUUUUGCUGAACUGGGUGCCAGUGGUUGAAGCCUUUCAGAAGGAAAUUACAAUGAUUCCUUUGCUUAUCGUACUCACUGUCAUCGCCAUCAAAGAUGCUUUGGAAGACUACAAACGCUAUCUCUCGGACAAAAAAAUAAAUAAUAAUGUAGUACAAGUGUAUUGUGGAAAGGAGAAAGCCUACAAUGAUAUACGCUGGAAAGAUGUUCAAGUUGGAGACUUUGUUCGCCUAUCCUGCAACGAUAUCAUCCCUGCUGACAUUUUGCUCCUGUAUUCCUCUGAUCUUCAUGGAAUAUGUUACAUUGAGACUUCCAACUUGGAUGGGGAGACCAACCUGAAACAGAGAAAGAUUGUUUCCGGUCUUCCACUGCAGGGAGAGGAAUUUAACCCUGAGAGCUUCCACAGUCACAUUGAGUGUGAAAAUCCCAAUAAUGACCUUGGCACGUUUCGAGGUUUUAUGGUGCACUCAAGUGGGGCUCGUGCUGGACUUGACAGCAACAACCUCCUGCUCAGAAGUUGCACCAUUCGUAAUACGGAGACUGUCGUCGGAAUUGUAGUCUAUGCUGGACAUGAGACCAAAGCUAUGAUGAACAACAGCGGACCAAGAUAUAAACGCAGCCAUCUGGAAAAGCACCUCAACAUUGCUAUCUUGUGGUGUUUUCUCUUACUGAUCAUCAUGUGUUUCACAACUGCUCUUGGCCAUGGACUCUGGCUGAAGCAGUUAAAAAAUGCAAUCUUUUCGGUUGAUGACGGGUUGGCUCCUGCCUUGGCUGGCUUUUACACCUUUUGGACGAUGAUAAUUGUACUGCAAGUGCUGAUUCCCAUCUCUCUUUAUGUGUCCAUUGAAAUUGUGAAGCUGGGUCAGAUCUACUUCAUCCAAAAUGAUCUUUCCCUCUACAAUGAGCAUGUGGACUGCAGUAUCCAGUGCCGUGCACUCAACAUCACCGAGAACCUGGGUCAGAUCCAAUACUUGUUCUCUGAUAAGACGGGAACUCUAACAGAGAACAACAUGGUGUUUCGCCGUUGCAGUAUUUAUGGGAUUGAAUAUCCUCAUGAGGAAAAUGGUUGUAGACUGGAGAUGUAUGAGGCAGAGAAGAGUGAAGCCACUGAUUGCUCUGUAACUCUAAAAUCUGCCAGCAGAAGUAAAUCUCAGAGCUGUCGUUCCCUCAGUUGCAAUUGCAGCUCAGUAUACCUUCACACUCUCACUGCUCAGUCUGAGGAAGACGAAAAACUAUCCAAUCAAGUCCUUCCAAGGACCAGUGCCAUUCACAGACAAAUGACAAAGGAGGUGGUACCAGACCCGGAGCUAGUCAAGAAGUUAAGCUGGCUUUGUUCUGCGACACAGCCUUCUGGCAAUGUAAUUGUUGAGAAGAACUCCAGUUUGGAACUCACCUACAUCACAGACUUUUUCCUGGCAUUGGGCAUUUGUAAUAGUGUGGUGGUCUCAUCACCCACACAGCCUCAAUAUGUGGCUGGUGAGAUACAAACAUCUCAUAAGUCUCUUGAUGAAAGGAAACAGAUAUUCCAGUGCUUCCCAUUGUUCUCAGGCUUCUUGACCCAAUCACCUACUCAAAGGAGAGGCAGCCCUUGCAGCUUGAGUCUGUUUACACGUAGAAAGACAGGUGUCUUCACCCUCUCCUCUCUUCCCAGUAACACCAUAGAGAAGUUGUUUGUAACCCAAGAGGGAAAUGUUAACUUAUCCAGAGAGGUGGAUGAGACCAAUGGUGACAAGAUGAAGGACAUUUUCGUGAGUACAAAUGCAGACUCAAAUGGGGCAAGUGACAAUGCACAAGAAAUGAGAAUUGAAGAUGUUCCUAGCAGUGGCAUGGACGAUGAACUACUAUAUGAGGCGGUUAGUCCAGACGAGGCUGCUUUGGUCCAUGCAGCUAGAUCAUAUUGCUUCACCUUGCGGGGACGAUCUGCAGAUGACCUUCUUAUAGACCUUCCUGGAAUUGGUACUCUGACUGUCCAGCUGCUCCACAUCCUGCCUUUUGACUCCAAUAGGAAGAGGAUGUCUGUGGUGGUCCGCCACCCUCUCACAGGAAAAGUGACAGUUUACACCAAGGGUGCAGAUUCAGUAAUCAUGGAUAUUUUGGAGACACCUAAAGGUGCAGAACAAGCAUGGGAAACAUACAAUCACAUCAAAGUGCAAACCCAGAAGCAUUUAGACAGCUAUGCUCGAGAAGGCCUCCGUACUCUUUGCAUUACUAAAAAGGUACUGGGAGAAAAGGAGUAUGAGGUGUGGCUGAAGAGACAAUUGCUGGCAGAGAGCAGCAUAGACAAUCGAGAAGAGCUGCUGCUCGAUUCUGCUGAGAGACUGGAGACCAACCUCACUCUUUUGGGUACCACAGGAAUUGUGGAUAGACUCCAGGAAGGUGUGCCAGAGACAAUUGAAUCUCUUCAGAGGGCGGGUAUCAAAGUAUGGGUCCUCACGGGAGACAAACAGGAGACAGCUGUCAACAUUGCAUACGCUUGUAAACUCAUCGGUCCUAAUGACCAAAUUCUCACUGUCAACUGUGAAACCAAGGAUGACUGUGCUGCAUUACUUGAGGACCUCAAAUUAGAAGUCCAGCACAGUGCAGGGCAAAUGAGUAAAAAGACCACUUCAGAGGAUAGUGGAGAAUUGUCUUCAAACAGCAAUGUCGGGUUCAUUUUGGUCAUAGAUGGCCGGACACUUGACUAUGCACUGAAGGACCUCUCGGGCUGUUUUCUAGAGCUGAGCCAUUCCUGCAAAGCUGUCAUUUGUUGUCGCUCCACUCCGCUGCAAAAGAGCCAAGUGGUGCAGCUAAUCCGGGACAAACUCAAAGUCAUGACCUUGGCAGUGGGUGAUGGAGCCAAUGACGUGAGUAUGAUCCAGGUAUCUGAUGUUGGCAUUGGGAUAUCUGGUCAGGAAGGCAUCCAGGCUGUGAUGUCCAGUGACUUUGCCAUUUCGCGGUUUAAACACCUCAGUAAGCUAUUGCUGGUCCAUGGCCAUUGGUGUUUCUCUCGUCUUGGAAACAUGAUGUUUUAUUUCAUUUACAAGAAUGUGAUGUUUGUAAACCUAUUGUUCUGGUAUCAGUUCUUCUGUGGUUUCUCUGGGAGUGUCAUGACCAACUCCUGGGUUUUGAUCUUCUUCAACCUGUUCUUUACCUCUGUUCCUCCUCUCAUCUACGGCAUCCUGGAUAAAGACAUACCUGCUGAACAACUGAUGCAAAUGCCUGAGCUUUAUCAGGCUGCGAAUGCCUCUGAGGUGCCCACACAUGUAAACACAUUAUUGGCCUAUGCUCCAUUUCUCUUCUGGAUGACAGUCCUGGAUGCCUUUUACCAAAGCCUUGUAUGCUUUUUUGUGCCUUAUUUUGCUUAUGUUGGAUCAGACAUUGGGGAGCUGUCCUUUGGCUCACCAAUCAACGCUUCGGCUCUCCUUAUCAUCCUACUGCUCCAAGUCAUCGAGAGUCAUACUACGACGUGGAUUCAUGUUUUUGUGUUGGUGCUCAGUGGGGGAUCAUACUUUGGCUUUGUGCUGAUCUUCAGCAUUUCCUGUCUGAACUGCAGCCCCCCGACCAACCCUCUGGGUGUUGAAAUGUUGCAAAUGUCCCAGCCUCUCUUUUACAUUGUGUGUACUCUCACUACUGUAACAGCGCUGAUGCCCAGGGUUGUGUUCCGGGCACUUCACAACACCAUGCACUUAUCUGCUCUGAUGCUAACAUCGUACAGGGAAAAGGCAGAAUCAGAGAAGUACCAUAGAAGAAGACAGCACAAGACCUUAAAUGUCUCUAUGGCUAGCAGGCAGCCAGACUGUGCUGACAACUCUGCUUAGAUCAUAAAAACUUUUAAUCUGCAUUUUUCCA
Molecule: messenger RNA, 4379 nt
Organism: Syngnathoides biaculeatus (alligator pipefish)
Lineage: Eukaryota; Metazoa; Chordata; Actinopteri; Syngnathiformes; Syngnathidae
Gene: atp10d
Product: ATPase phospholipid transporting 10D
Exons: 23
Coding region: 257-4348 (1363 amino acids)
Biological process (GO): phospholipid translocation
Cellular component (GO): plasma membrane
Molecular function (GO): magnesium ion binding; ATPase-coupled intramembrane lipid carrier activity; ATP hydrolysis activity
Source: RefSeq, a predicted model, not a curated record